Molecule: messenger RNA, 2388 nt
Organism: Cinclus cinclus
Lineage: Eukaryota; Metazoa; Chordata; Aves; Passeriformes; Cinclidae
Gene: ANKEF1
Product: ankyrin repeat and EF-hand domain containing 1
Exons: 10
Coding region: 1-2388 (795 amino acids)
Molecular function (GO): protein binding
Source: RefSeq, a predicted model, not a curated record
AUGGCGGCCGCUGAGGCGGGCGGGGGUCCGGCCGCGGCCCCCGAGCCCUCGGCGUCCCCCUGCUCCUCAGAAAGUACGUCCUUGAAAGACAACAAUCUUUCUUAUCCUGGGAUGCUACCAGUAGAUAAAAGGCUUCUGAACUUACAGAUCUACAAACUUCUUCAAUGUGUUCACGAGAAAGACAAGAAGCAAAUAGAGAAUCUGAUCCAGAAAGGAUUCCCAGAUCUCAUUAAUUACACAGAGCCUAAGGAAGGAUAUAGUGCCUUUCACUUGGCCUCCAUGAAAAAUGACAUUGAAAUGUGCCGCUUCCUGCUGGAACACGGAGCUCAUCCAAAUGUCCACGACAAAAUGGGAUGCACUCCAGCCAUGAAAGCAGCUGAGCUAGGCCAUGAGGUGAUUUUGGAAUUAUUAGCAAAAGCUAAUGCAGAUAUGACUGCUGUGGAUAAUGAAGGGAAAGGUAUUUUGUUUUACUGCCUUUCACCUACAGGACGCCACACCCACUGCUUGCAAAUUGCCUUGGAAUAUGGUGCAGAUGUCAACAACUGUACUACUACUGGGAGGUCUGUGCUUCUACAAGCCUGUGAGCAAGCCCAUAAGGUUAAAGACAUGUGCCUGAUUUUCUUGGAGAAAGGAGCAGAUCCCCAUGCAAAAGAUCCGGCCACGGGGCGCACAGCCGUGAUGGAAGCUGCAAGGGAAGGUGCUGCCGAGGUGGUUCUGGAUCUGCUUCGGAGGGGAGCCGAUGUGAACCUGUUUGACUUUGAAAGACACAGUGCUGCACAUUUCGCAGCCAAAGGAGGCUUUUUUGAGAUUCUGACGAUUAUUUCGGGUUAUAAUGCAGACUUGAAACUGAUUGCUAUGAAUGGUAACACACCACUUCAUUACGCUGCAGAGGGAGGAUUUGCAGAUUGCUGCAGAUAUAUAGGACAAAGAGGCUGUGAUCCUACAUGGUCAAACUUGGCACAUCUGACCCCGAGGGAGGUUGCCAAGAGCGGUGGGUUUAAAGCAGCAGCAGCAGUAUUGCGCAAAGUUGAGAAAGCCUUUAAAAAACCAGAUGAGACCCUUGCCUGGUACCUGAAGGUGUACGACUGGUCCUUGGAGCACGAGGAUGCCAUCCGCAAGGAGUUUGAGACUGAAGAAAAAGAAGAAGAUGGGAUGGUAUCCAGAAAUCAUUUUAUAUCAGUUAUUCAGAAGCACUGGGGCACUGUGGACGAGGAACAAAUAGAAAUUCUUGCUAAAAAGCAUGAAGUAUCUGCUGACAGGAUCAGACUUGAUGAUUUUUUUAAAGGCUCAAAGUACUUGCAGAAAACCUUUCUGCUAUCAUCCUUUGGGCCCAAAGCAAAGAAGAAGAAGAAACCACAGAGAAAAAAAGGCAAAAAAGGCCUCCCUGUGCCGAUUUGUAUAAUCCCAAAGAGUGAACGUCCACUUAGAGAAGAUGGCCUCCCUACUUACAUGAUUGAGGCUGUCCCCCACAUUCCUGAAGAGCAGCAUUUCAAACGGGAUCACCAAUCCACCCAUCCCAUGCUCGAUGACCGUGCCUGGUAUGUAGAGGAGCCAAGGAAAACCCUCAUGGAUAUCAACUACCUUGUCAAAGAGGGAGACUUUGUGUCUCUGCAGAAAGCCUUCAACGUAGGUGUGCCAGUAGACGUAAAAGAUAAAUAUUACAAAACACCUUUGAUGGUUGCAUGUGCAAGUGGCAACAUAGUUCUUGUGGAGUUUCUUCUGGAAAAGGGGGCUGAUGUCAAUGCAACAGACAACUUCCUGUGGACUCCUCUGCAUCAUGCUUGCUAUAAUGGACACUUGGAUAUCACUGAGGUGCUGGUGAAAGCUGGAGCAGUUGUGAAUGCCCCUGCAAUAGGCAAUGCCACCCCGCUGAUGAGAGCCAUUGAGGCCUGCAGGCUGGACAUGGUCUAUUUCUUAAUCAAUGCAGGUGCUGACAUCCAAGCUACAAACAGCAAUGGAAAGAGUGUUCUUGAUCUUGCUCAAGUAUUUCAAAAUUCUACAAUAAUUGAACUGCUUGAAAAUCAACUGCAAAUUUUGGCAGAAGAACAAGAAAAAGAAGAAGCAAUGCCAGCAAAAGGGGGGAAGCCAAAACCAGCAGAGCCACCAAAACCUGUGAAAGAAGAGUCUGAAGAUGUAUCUGAGCCACCUGAGGAAAACUCUGUUCCUGAAAAGACAAAGCGUUCCCGUAAGGACAGUUCUGCUUAUUGGAAAUCUUUGGUAACGAGAGAAAACAAAAAUGACAUCUCCUUCAGGCCCAGAAAAAUAUGGAGCCCUGAUGCCACAGCAAUACAGCUUGCAGAAAAGCAAGAAUUAGUCCGUGAACGCGCUGCUCUUUAUGGUCACAUGGAAGAUUUUACAACCCUCUUCAAUAGAAAAUUUAAGAAUUAA